Mytilus trossulus (common blue mussel) is the source of this 1596-nucleotide messenger RNA. RefSeq names its product 5-methylcytosine rRNA methyltransferase NSUN4-like. Gene Ontology annotation, molecular function: RNA methyltransferase activity. Lineage: Eukaryota; Metazoa; Mollusca; Bivalvia; Mytilida; Mytilidae. Bases 62 to 1471 code for a protein of 469 amino acids. Gene Ontology annotation, cellular component: mitochondrial large ribosomal subunit. The record is from RefSeq and is a predicted model, not a curated record. Gene Ontology annotation, biological process: rRNA methylation. The transcript has 6 exons.
CUUAUGAAUAGCCACUUCCGCUCAAAACGAAAGUAGAAAACACGUGAGAUUGAACAUAAAAAUGUCAAGAACAACAAUUUGCAAUUCUCAGUUGUACAAGUUGCUUACAUCCAACAAAUUCAUAUCAUUUAAACAGAUGUGUCACAGACGAUCUAAGAAAAAAAUGGCUUUCCAGAGCAAUUCCAAGAGUAAUACACAACAUGCCUUAAAUCACUUUGACAUGUAUUACAGUAGCUAUUAUAAAGAACUGUGGCCAUCUAUAAGAAUAUCUCUAUUAUCACAACAGAAAUAUUGUGCUUUAGUAAAUCACUGUGAUGAGGGCACUGCCUUCAAAGCAGAGUCAAAGUUAUCUGAUUUAGGUGCAGAGGACUUCAUACAAAGAGCUGUUGAUAUGUCAACUGAUUUAAAAGCAGCACAUUCACAAAGCAUUGAGACUGAUCGUUCACAUACUGAAAAGGACAAUGUUAUUGUUUCUGAUGAUUCUCAUGAAGAUAAUAUACAACCUUCUCAUAGAAGUGAUUCCAUUGUAUUUUCCAGUAACAAUGAUCCUAUAGAUGAAAAGAAUACAAGUUUAUAUGAUUUCAUGCCUACAAAUAAAGUUUAUACUCAGAGAGAAUUCCUACAUCAAGAACUUGCCAGACAGAAUACAUUUGAGGAUACAGACUUCCUUGUCAAUGUUAUUACAGAGGAUAUUCCUCGCAUACCUGACACACUCAAAGCGUACUGUUAUAAGAGAGGGAAUAUUGAUCUGUUUCCAGAACCUUCCAUCAGUAGGAGAAAUAGUAAACUAGGUUAUUACAUGAUGGAUGCUGCCUCCAUGUUACCAGUUAUUGCCCUUGAUGUACAAGAUAAUGAUAAUGUUCUAGACAUGUGUUCUGCUCCUGGUGGAAAGAUGUUGACAAUGUUACAAUAUCAACAUUCAGGCACAUUGCUUUGUAAUGAUUCAUCAAAAAGUAGACUACAGAGAUUGACAAGGACACUUCACUCCUAUGGCAACCAGACAAUGAUUGACAAGGUCACAGUUAAUCAAGAUGAUGGUUUGACCUUAAAUGAACCUAGUUAUGAUAAGGUAUUGGUAGAUGUCCCUUGUACAAAAGACAGACACUCUGCUUUGGAAGAUGAUAAUAAUAUAUUUAAACCAGGCAGAAUGAAAGAAAGACUUCAGAUACCUGCACUUCAAAAACAUUUACUGUUAUCUGGUAUAAUGUCAUGUGUACCAGGAGGAUCUGUUGUAUAUUCUACCUGUUCAUUAUCUCCAGGCCAGAAUGAUGGUGUCAUCCAGGCAACAUUAGAACAUUUAUGGAAGGAAACCAAUAUAGAUAUUAGUGUUGUUGACUUAAGUUAUAUGCAAACACUAUUUAAGGAUACAUUUAACUUUUAUCCUAGUUGCCGUUUUGGACAGUUAGUUCUACCAAAUCUGAGAGCAAAUUUUGGACCAAUGUUUAUAUGUAAAUUACACCGAACUAAAUAAAAGAUUUAAGUACUUCUGUAUUAUAUCCAAUGUAUUGAAAUUGCCAUAAUUUGAACGACACAUCCCUUUACCUAUUAGCAUCUGUCAGUCAGUAAACAGGAUAGAACACUCAUUUUUGGGGUGCU